CACAGAAAUCUUUCACAGCCCUUGACAGAUCACAACAAAGACACACAGCCAAGGCAACACACUCUCAAGUCUCAACACCACCACCAGCCAGGACAACAGGUACACACAAUCCUCUCACUAAACCCCAUCCACUCCUUCAUCAUCAUCUCCCUCCCUUUCUUCCUCCUCCCCUCCAUUCUCAGCUCACUCCUCCUGCCAUCCAUGGCAAAUGUUUCUCUCCAAACCUUUCUUCUUCCCCAACACCAUUCUUUCCUUGGCACAACCGGCAUCCAUGACAGCUCCCCUUCUGUUGUGCUCAAGCUCGCCACCAACACCAGCGCCAGCAUUUCGUUCAGGAUCUUCUCCAACACCUCCUCCUCAGUAACCACAACCUCAACCCCCAACUCAUCAACUCCAACUCCAGUCACCCCGGCCGCCCGGGCAGACUCGCCGCCUACCCCCUCCCUGGACCUCCUCGGCCGCCAUCUUGCGGCAGGGGAUUACCGCCAGGCCGACGAGACCACCCGUGCGCUCCUCAUCGACCUCGCGGGCGAGUCUGCACGGUGUCGAGGGUACGUCUUCUUUUCAGAGGUCCAGUUCAUCUCCACGGAGGACCUCCGCGCCAUUGACCAUCUCUGGAGGGAGCACAGCAAUGGCAAGUUUGGGUACAGCGUGCAGCGGCGGCUGUGGGAGAAGUCGCGGCGCGACUUCACUCGCUUCUUCAUCAAGGUUGGCUGGAUGAAGAAGUUGGACACUGAAAUAGAGCAGUACAACUACAGGGCCUUCCCUGAUGAGUUCAUAUGGGAGAUGAAGGAUGACACACCAGAGGGUCACCUGCCUCUCACCAAUGCCCUCAGGGGGACACAGCUCUUGGCGAACAUACUCACUCACCCUGCCUUCGAGGAGAGCCAAGAGGAAGCAGCAGAGGAGGAUGUCACAGCUACUACCACUGGUCAGAGUAAAGAUGAGAACAAAGGGAGGGAGAGACCAAAGUUUAUGAGAGAUUUCAAGCCUGACUACUCCUUUUGAGGCUGGCAAAAAGGCAUGGGAGUUCGUGAUGCAGAGAUGCUGUCAUGGUGCAAUUGAUAUAAAAGAUCAUGUAUCUGUAGUUCUCGUUUGGCUUACUUUGUCUUAAACAUGCAUGAAAAAAUGCAUAGUGUAUUAUGAAUAUAUUUGGUUGAGGUGUUUGCUCUGCA
Messenger RNA from Phragmites australis (common reed), 1175 nucleotides. RefSeq names its product tetrapyrrole-binding protein, chloroplastic-like. The record is from RefSeq and is a predicted model, not a curated record. Gene Ontology annotation, molecular function: tetrapyrrole binding. Gene Ontology annotation, cellular component: chloroplast. Bases 202 to 1008 code for a protein of 268 amino acids. NCBI's taxonomy places the organism in Eukaryota, Viridiplantae, Streptophyta, Magnoliopsida, Poales, Poaceae. Gene Ontology annotation, biological process: chloroplast-nucleus signaling pathway. The transcript has a single exon.